AUGAUUCCUCCACCUGAGGAUGGGGCUUUGCAUCGACUUUGCGUUUCCAAGAAAAGAUUGGGAUUUGGCCUGGAUGGACACGGAACUGGUGGGCGAUCACCAGCUGCAAAAUGGAAGCAUGGGAUUGCAGUGUUCUCCGAUUACCAGCUACGUCCAAUGGUGCAGUGGAACAUUGCAAUACCCAGUAACUGGUACGUCAAUUCCACUCCUGGAGGUUGUUAUUGGCAUGUUUCCAAGCAGGUUAUUGCAAUAUCCAUAUUACCAAGGCUUGAUGACUUCCAAAGCAGGCUUGAAAUUUAAAAUAAAAUGAUGGAGACAGUGUGUGUCAGAAAUAGUGUAUGGUUUUUGAAUGCAACACCCAUUUUCCUGAUGAAUGACAAAAGAUUGUGGACCUGUUGGGAUGGUGUACACAUUAGUGAAGAUCGAGGGUUGGAGAUUCUGAAGUCGUUUAUUGGAAAGGAAGUGAGAGAUGCACUUCAGCCAAAAAAUGAAGAUUCUGUUGAAUCAACACCAAAAAAGAAAGCGGCCCAGCAGUGUCCAAAAUUUAUUUGGCGCAAGCUUAAGAACCAACGUCCUCUAGGUAUGUUUUGGUAUAUUUCUAAUAAUGGUUACUUCGUAUUUGAUAUAGUAUAGAAACUCGUCUUAUAUUAGUAAUAUGCAACACAACAUAUAUACAAGCAUUUUCCUUGGUAUAAUGAUUUCCAAUAUGCAUUUUGAAAAAAACCGUCUUGUGAAUAAGCAUGUCUUUGAUACUAUUUACUCAUAAAACAUUUAUGAAUAUAGGCCACAAUGUCAAAUGCAAGAAGGUGACUGUUGAAAGUCAAAAGCAGGAAGUUGAAUGUAUCAAGUAUGUUUCCUCUUGCUUUUUUGCUAAUCUUGCUGAUCCAAAAAGUUUUGGAAUACCAACAUCAAAUUUCAAAGGCAACUUCUUAAUACCAAUUUCUUAACAUAUUUUGCUAAAAAAUUACGUCCACACGGCACCAAAUUGUUCUAGAUGUAACAUAUCUUGUAACUAUGGCAGGCCUUUUUGUCCAAUUUCAAUGCACAUGUUUUGUUUAUACAUGUAUAUCUGUAUAUUGCUAUGGAAGUAAAAGUGUUAAGAUAGCUCCUUUUUCAGAAAGAGAGAAAAUGCAAUUAAACCGACUUCAAGUCACGAGAAGCAAUGUUUAAAAGGGCUAAUUCUGGCAAUUGCUAGACUGUCCUUGAUUCUUGGGCAAUGGGUGAUCAAGCCUCCACACUUUAGCGGUGUUUACAGGCAAGCGAUAAGUAAGGUAAGUGCGAGUGAACAAUUUUAACUACUCAUUUUAAGACCGUCUGAGCAUUGCAAUAUGGUAAUUCUUAUAUAAAACCUUGAACUCUUGUAAAUAACAUAUGUCAUUCAGCUGUUUCUUCUUAGGGUCAACAUGACGACUUGAUUAAAAUACUGAAUAAACAAGUAAUUGCAACAAAUGAAAUAAUGUUUUGUCUAAAUAUGGACAUGUCCUUGCUUGGACCUUCUAAAAUGUCACUGAGUACUCAUCACAAGAUCACUGAGUAUAUUUCUUUCUAGGGCUGCAAAAAUUGAAAACUGAAAGCGAAAAGGAAAGUGAAGGCAACUAGCAAUGGUGCGGAUAUCUUCUGAUAUGCAAAUUGAAACGUUCUCUUUUCACUUUACAUAAAUAUCAUUAACAUAUAUAAUAUAAUGCAGAGGGAGGCAGUGAAGGCAAAAAGAAGGCAGUUACCAUUCCGCGUUUUUAAUUACAUUUCCUCUUCUUUAGGAGCUGUCUAGUUUCCAUACUGCUCAACCAUAUGACGUAAUCAGUUUACCCUAAACCUAACCCUUACCCUAACCCUUUACUUGAAAUAAUUGAUCAUACUAAUUUAUGACUAUUAAUCAUGCUUAUUUAUGACUAUCAGGUUGAGCAGUAUGGAAACUAGACAAUUCCUUUUUUAUGGUUCUGCUUCACUGAUCAUACCUUAUAUGAAAUAUGUUUAAGGGGUUCAUUAUUGGUGUUGCAACUUUGAUGUAUAAUUAUGAGAAUAAGUCUUGAAAUUGGAUAAAUGAUUUUAGAGGGACUGAAGCUCUUCUAGCCCCUAUCUCUCCUACGUUUAUGACAAUAACUUCUUUUUGAUAUGACAGAUCUCAGAAAUUUAAACCAGGAAAAAGUCAGCAUGCAACCUCCAAUCAGGCGCCAGAAAAAAGGUAACGUACCAGAAAUUCUCUUUUAAUCCCCUCUCUCUCAAGCCCCCCUUCUUUAAAAUUUUUACUAAUGCUGGAAUAAGUAGACUUUACAAAAACCAGAGAUUUUCAUUUAAUUCAUUGGUCGCUCAAUACCUACCAUUAAAUCAAAAGUUGCACCAUGUCUCUUCACCUCACGACAGAUUCGAAGACAAAGAUUUAAUGUGAAAGCCUUUUGCAAAAAUUACAGGCCGCUGGUACACCGAGGGAUGAAGACGACCAUUUCGAAUGCUUGAUUUCAAAAAAGACAAUUUAGAAUUUAUAAUUAAUGACGGCAACAAUGACAAUGUUAUUGUUGUAGAAGGCUGAUUCGAUUUUUUUAUUUCUCAAAUAACAGAAAAUUAUUUUAACAUAAAUAAUUUAAGUGCUUGAAAGUGCUGAAAACAAUAAGCUCCAAUGUAGUAGAGGAUACAGUAAUUUUAGGUAUGUUAUUUUGCUAGGUUAAAAGAUAAAUGGUUGUCAAUCGGAAAAGAGAUGGGCCCUGGAUUCUGAACGACAAGCCAGUCGCAGAGAUUACAAUCUUCCCAUUUUCUUAUGCUGAGGCAGUCAAGGCAAAGAAGAAGCAGCCAUCAUGUCUGAUAUUCGUCACCGUGCCAACAGUUGGAAUCAACUCAAGUGAAAAAGCGUCAACCAAGAUAGAGAAAACAGAGACAGGUGGAGAUUUGAGUAGCCCUUCAAGUAAAGGUUGCCGUAAUUAACAAAGAGCCAGAAGACCCCUUACUUUUCCCUGGUGCAGACCCCUGCCUGCUUAUCAGAUAUCUCAGGCACUUAGAAGAAGGCCAAUAGUUGGUUUUAGCAACAAGAGAGCUGUAGUUAGGGACAUAGCAGGUUAUGGUAAAGUAGAUUCAAAUAAACAAAGCAACAUAUACCCAGAUUUGCGAUCCUCAGCUCAAGUGCAUAAUGCGGCUGCCAGCCAAAAUGCUAUUAAGUACUAUAGCCGCAUGGAUUGUAGUGGUGAUGUAAAUUUUCCCAUCCAUGCUCCUUACCCAUCUUCCUUUGACCAAUGGAACAUUUAUUUUUGAUAAUUUUCAAUACGCAUCUAAGGUUGUAGGUAGGGCAGUAGAUUUUUGCACCUGUUUUUCAAGGGAUCAUACAUUUGGGCUGCCUAAAUUGUUUGGAUCUUGCAUUGGGUUUGGGUCUUGCACGCAACCAAAGGCUAGGUUUCGCACCCCACAGGCCAUCAUUAUUGAGAAACUUGAAGACAUAAUGCUCUCAUUAUCAGUAGAUCCUGGUAGAAAAUAGCUGUUAUCUAUUACGGUCGACUUCAAGGGAAACAACAUAAAGGCACAAAUCUUUUGAAAUAUACCUACUACUGCAAUGAGCAGAAAAAAAACAGGUACCUACUAUCAUCGCCUGGUCAGAACCAAACAGACGAUACUUCUCGUAAAAAUCUAGCACUUGAAAAAGUGGAUGAUAGUAUUGAGGUAAAUAGCAAUUAAAUAAAUUCCAUAAAUAGUGAAAUUGUGACUGAAGGUGAUUUUGCAAUUUAUGAGCCUGACGUUUCUAAUGUGGAGCUUAGCAAGGGUUUGGCUACCCAAUUCCCGACUGCUGACAAUGGAACAAAAAUGAUUUGGUUACCUUAGCAGACUCUGUGAACGAUGACCAAGAAUUAGCAAACUAUGAGGGUGAUUAGAUUCGAGAAAUUAUACAACCUGAAUAGUCGGGUGCAAACCAAUAUCGUCAGAAAGAAAUCAGUGACAUGAAAUCUGAAGCAGGAUCAACCACCAAUAAUGAAGCAAAUAGAACAUCGGAAAUUACUUUCACUGUAGACUUUGAAGCAAGGUAUGUUGGUAUAAUGUUUUCCGAAGUAGCUAAGUGCAUGCAUAGAUUUCGUUCUCUUGGUGAAACAAUGGUCUAGAUACCUGCGAUGUUGCAGAGAAACAAAUUGUAAUAGUGCUAGUUUGGAUUUCGUUUGUUUUGCAUCCUGUAACCUUAGUAAUUUUGUCACCAUUCGCACAUUCAAUUGUUUAUAAUUCCUUUUGUUUUCUAAUUGCAAUUUUAGAUUCAUUAACUAUUUCUUUUGGGAUUUUUAGUAUCAUUAUUCAGUUUAUGUAAUUAAUCUUGGGAGUAAUAUAUUUUGUAUUCACUAUUAUUAUGUAAAUUUACGUAGCUAUGUAGCAUUACAAUAAGUUUUUGUUUAGUUAUAUUUUGGGCAUGUUACAUUUAGAGUAAGUUUUUCAGUUAGGAAUUGGAGUUGGAGUUGGAGUUGAAGUUGGAAAUGGGAUUCGGUUAAGAGCGGUAGGGUUAAGUCUUGAUAUUUUGUAUAUUUAGGUUCUUGACGUUUUACUUAUGUGGCAAGAUGCUUGUAAAAGAUCUUGUCGGCAUAAAUUAUGGAUUUAUAGGAUACGUAUAGCUAUUUAAGACAUCGCGUGUGACAACAUAUUUGAUAGGAAAGUGCUUGAGAAAGACUGUGCCUGACAUUAAGAGAACGAAUCUUCGUUACGGGACAACCGUAGAGAAACAUUAUAUUUACAAAACCUUUUAUUGCGGAAAGAUCGUUUGAUCUGAAGAAAGACGUUUCAACAUUAUCAUUGUUUCUAUUUGUUUCUUUUCUCAAAGAUGGAAGGAUCAUUUAGUCUCGACGAUAACAAUAGGGUGGAUACAUUCGUUUUGACAAAAAUAACCCUAUUACAAAAUCUUCAUCCCGAAUUCCUCCAUUUUCUUCAGAACAUUUAGAAAGUAAUGGGAGUGCAAAUAUGAAUCUAAGGACCGAUACAUUAGAGGAAGGUUUCAUACUUGUGAAUGAAGAUAAGAUCAUCCUCAGUGAUGUAAAGAAAAAAAUUUCAUCUGAUGAGGCCAUUUACAGCUCUGAUUUGAUGAAAGGCUUAGAGAGAACAAAGGUAAGGAGGGGUAUAACGGCUUCUGCCAUUUUAUCAAAAGUUUCUGUGCCAGUACCUUGUUAGUGCAGCUAAUGUAACCGGGCAAAAUUUAAAUAGUUUCGGUAUGCCAACUAGACAUAGAUAUAGUGCCCAUAUCUUUGCUCGGAUACUUAGUAGACAUAGCCCAUAUUGUUCCUGGCAUGUUUAUGAAAACUAUUUCAGGAAACCCGGGUCCCAUAAGAAAGGAUGUUUAUUUUCAUGCAAGAGCAAAAUGUACCAUGGAGGAAUGCCCACAUAACGCUAACUUAACUAUAUCUAGUCCUCAGCGUGUCAGAAUGCAAAUAUCUUUUGACAGCGAUGUCAUUCAUAAGCGUAGAAACAUAACUGUAAAAACAUUUGUGGGAAAGUUGGGGUCAAUCUAGCUAAAUCUAGAUAAGGUCUUUUUGUCGAAAAUUUUUCCUCCAUCUAAAAAAUACAGGGACGAUUGGAGCGCCUUAGACGACAUCUCUUUUUUAGCGGGAAAUAUGUCAGGAGUUGGUACUAGUAGCAGGUCAUACCAAAAGAUUGUUUCAUUGACCAGGCAGGUUGCCAACAGUUGCGAGACUUUGCAGGCAAAAAUUUUAUUUCUGCAACAAUUGCUUAGAAUGAGGGAUGAGGCAGAAUCAAUCAAACUCAAAUGGACAUUUAGAACUGAGUUUGGUUACAUUCAAAAACCAAUAAUAAAUCCCAGACAUUUGCAAAUUACGCUAAUUGAUCAUGAUGUGUUUUAACAAGCUCAGUGACAAAUCAAGAUAAAUCUUUGUCAAAAUUUUUUUACUAUAUUGCUGUAAUUCGGCAUCCUUACGCAAAAAAACUUGCUGAAUUGCUGAAUUUAUAACCAAUAAGUACGAUCAGUUUGCUAAUGAAGAGUUUCUUAGAAUGAUUCAUGAAAAAGAAUCCCUAGAAUGGUUAUGACUGACUUUAGCUGGGCUAUAAUACAUGCUUGCCUAAAGGUAUUCUGUAACGAGACUUGACGAAUUAUUUAAAUAGGUCUUACCGUAUAGUUAUUGGUGAAGCAGCUGAAGAGAAAUUAUUGAAAACUCGUCUUCGUGUCUGUGCCACGCAUAUGAUGAAAUUUAAAAAAAGCAUGCCUCGAAAAAGUUUUGUAAGAAGUUUAACUGUGAAAGCCAGGUACAUUUUGCUAUGCGCCUGUUUGGUCGUUUAUUGAAUUGCCAUUCUUUGACUGACAGUAUUUCUUUAGCAAAAAGCGCAAAAAUAGUAAUAACAUUGGUUGCCACUCCAGCCACAAAAAAGGCUUUGCGACAUAUUGAAGUAAGUGUGAACACUUUUGAAGAAAUUUUAGAGGAAGAUACAUUAGCUGAAGAUGGUGACGAAGAGAGCUGUCAAGCAAAUAAUGAAGACCGCGAUAACCAUAGAGAACGGGGUAUAGAUGAAGCCGAUAAAACGAGAUCUAGGUUCCACAAAAUUUGGAGUCAAGAACUUGAUAGUGACGAGAACUCAUAGGGGAGAGAAUUGGAGCAGGAAAAUACUGGCAAAAAACACGUACAAAAAAGGCAACAAAUGAGCCUAUAGAAAGAGACGUUGAAGACAAUAUUAACGUUGACAACUUCGCGGGCAGAAACAUGUGUUACAUGCCAGAUUACUACAAGUGGAUGUGAGCUAAGCUGCCAUACAUUGCCUUUAAGAGGAACAUUUUCCUGCGUGACCAGAGUCGAUAUAGUAAAUAAUACAUGGAUCCUGAAACAAGCAAUGGUCCAAAAAACCUUCCUCGACAUUGACACAACUAAUGCAUAUGCUAAGCAUUUCUUCAACAUGAAAAAGAUUGAUAAGGGAGAUUUGAAAAUGCCUAUGGACAAGUUAAUCAAAAAAUGUUGGGAAGAUCAGAGAGGCUUGAGAAGACAGUUUCUGAAUGAAUUGCUUUUAAAAAUGAAUACUGAAGCUAAGCAGCAUACAAAGAAAAGUGUAAAAGACCAGAAUACGGAAAAAAGGGAGAAAGAAGAAGCUGAAAAAACACUCAAUAAAUUUUUGAAAGAAGAAGCUUCACUAUCUAGUAGUGAAGAAGAUGAUAACAUAGAAAUUCAUACUCUUGAAGAGAGUUGGUCUAAAGAGGCAAAUCCAAACGGUAAAAAUAAACGCCAAUUCAGGUAGCUAUCAACAACCCCCUAAACAUUCUGUUCAUUUUGCGGCAAUACAGGCGGAGAAGGAUGUGAUGGGAAGAAAAAGCAAGGGAUAAGAGUCUUGAAGUCUUAUCACAGUGAUUAACUUUUUCUCACUAUUUCUUUCCCAAGUUCAACAAGAGAAAUCUUCCAGUUUUCUGGCUGCCUCCAUAUUUCUCCACCCAACUCUGGCACGAUCUGUUGGGAUUAUUGGCUCCAACAGUAUACUAACCUUUCAAAUUUGAUUGAAAUCGAAAUUGUUUAAGGCCAUCUAAAAGUAAUUUAACAUUAACUUAACGACAACUGGAUCUAAAGUUGGCUGUUGCAUCACUGUAAUCAUAGGCAUAAAAUGCUGGAAAAUUUUUCGGUAUAGUUUUAGCAGAAAUAUAAAGUAAAUCUCUUCUAUUUGAUUCCCUAAGACUCUUGACAAACUGUGAGUUUUGGGCUUUUUCUUUCCUGUCAUUGGCGAUUUCGAAUAAAACUGUUCCAGUGGUUUUGUAACAAUUGUCAAUCAAUCAAAUUGGCGAGUCGCAUGAUAACCAACAAGUGUCCCCAGGCUUAGGCAGGUUAUGGCAAAGGUGAUUUAGGACUGCUUCAGAAAAAUAUUACAAGAUUAUCAGUUGUUCCAAAAAAUUUCCCUAUGCGAGGAAUUUUGUUUGCUGACCUAGGUGUACAUAAAAACAUGGGCGACACAAUGGUUGUAGUAAGCCCCUGGAAAAAGCUCAAGCAUCUGAGCUUUAACUCCAUUAAGGUGUCCACUCAUUGUAGGUUCUCGAUUGUAUGGCUGUUCAAUUAGCUUGUUUCACUGCUUUCAGGCGUUACUUCAAAUUUUGAAAGUGAACUUAGCAGAAUUUUUGUUAGACCCUCUUCCGACCAACUUCUGAGGAAUCAAUUAGACCUAGCAAAUGCUCUUCCACCUUUCCUCCAUGUAAAAGACACUGCUGACAGCUCUACGUUGUUGCAAUCACUGCUAUCGCCCAUCAUCACUGCUAUAUACUUCGAAUGGCUAAUUCUAUGUCGAAUUUCACAGUAAACAUCUUCAGCUAUACAGUCUAUUAGCUCGUUUUGAAGAUCAUGAGAUGUGUAGGUAACACGUUCUUUAUCCAAGAAGGAUCGCAGUUCCUGGCUUUAAAAUGAUAAAAGAUCCAUGAGCUCUAUGAAAUUACCUCUGUUUGAUAAGGUAGCAAACUCAUAAUGACCUCGGAAACGAGAUUCUUAGCAAUUGUAACAAUCUUUCUGAUAGAUUCAGACACAGAAUUCAUCAAUUUUGACAAAAUAUCUGCAACGCAGAGUUCAAGUCUCGGAAUUGUCGAAUCUUUGAGGGGUGCCACUCUAGUCUUAGCUGCAAUCAGCAACGAAUUAAUGCCAUUAUUUGUCUUAAAAAGGGCAUGAACACAGGCUCCUCAAGCUUUGUUUGAAGCGUCACAAAAACCAUGAAGGUCACAAUUCUCAACAUCUUCUGCUUUUACAAAACAAUUUAGAUCAAUUACAAUAGAUUUAGAUUCUUCAAUAUUGUUGAGCCAUUUUUUCCAAAUAGUUUCAUGUUCUUUACUCAAAGGCUCAUCCCAAUGAAGUUUCAAAUGGCUUAGUUCUUGCAACAAUAAUUUGGCUGUAAAAUCACUGGUGAAGCAAGUGCACGGGGAUCACAUAAAGAUGCAGUUACCUUUAAAACAUUUCUUUUAGUUGGCAACAAUGACUUUCCAACAUCUGCAGUUGAAUGAAAUUUUCUUUCAAUUUCAUCUGUUUUCUUUAUUCCAAAUAACUCCCAACACUUUAUGCUCUUUCUCCUUAAUAACUUCACCAUAAUUACUUAGGCACAACUUUGCAUACGAUUCAACGUCAACAUCAACAACAACUUGAAUUUAAAGGAAUGUUCACCUAACCCCAAAAUCCCACCCAAAAUAGGAUUCAAAACCCAAUAAAUCUAAUAUAAAUAUUCUCUCCUGUUGCUACAAGGCCUUUUAUACUAAAGAGUACCUUCCAAGCAUACCUAGUUAUAAAAAACAGUAUGCUUAAAGUACGGCAAAUUUGCUUAUUUUUGUGGGUUUUGCCUCCUACCCCACACCCCCACAUGAAAAAUGAAUUUCUGCUUCUAAAUAUACAUAAAAUGAUGUUGGCUUUUUCUAUGCAAUACUAGAAGUACCUUCUGUUUCAAUAUUUCUGCAGCCCUUCUCCUAUAAACUCUAUCCGAUAGGCCCCUUUAAAAUGAAAACUGAAAUUAAUUGAAUAGCAUGAUUCAAUUGGCGGGGAAGGCGGGCAUUGGAAACAAGGCUGAUCUCUGAGAAUGUCAUAGAUACAAGACGCCAAUAAUUCGCCAAAAGAGACAGUUUUAGUUUAUAUUAAUAUAAAAGGCGCUCCGUUCAAAAAAUUUCACGGACACCCAAAAAAGUAAUCUGCCAAAACUGCUCCCAAAAAAUAAACCCCAUUUGGGUGUAGUUUUGGCCAGAAAAAUUAAAUGGCCGGCCUAACGUGGGAUGAAAAAUUAUGACCGUGAAAGUUUUUUGUGUAACCAUGUCAGCAUUUUCCAAAAACCUGAUCUAGACUUGAACAAUCAACUGGUCAAAAUUUCUUGAAAUACGCCCCCUGGGAAAAAAGAUAUUGUUCUCAUUAUAAAAUAAAAGCUUGCAACAUGGUAUUACAGCAAAGCAUCAUAUCAACCGAAAAUUUCAUAAGAGAAAACAACAUACAACAACAAAACAACUCCUAGCCGACUCAAAUAAUGUUAGUUAUACGGACAGGGAAGGGACAUAAGUCCCUUUUAAACUUAUCUCAUGCCCUUUUUUAGUUUAGUUACAUUGAAAGUAAAGCCAAAGUUAAACAUUCUAUCGACAAUAUAUUGUUAUUUCAGUAAUUAGAGUCCAUUAAUAAUCAACCGAAACUGUCAUCCUUCUAUCCCUCUGUGAUCUUCUGUGGCCUGCUGGGAUGGCUGGUCUUUCAUUACCUUUGCCAUCUUAUAUAUCAUUUUGCAAAAUUGCUUUGCUGGUGCCUUUUCUGGUUUUUUUUCCUGGAUGUGCAUCAUUAAUAUUUUCAAGAAAUUCAGAAAGCUUUUUUAUGUCAUUUUCAUCAUCUGCUACGAAGAGAUAAAUUUUCAAAAUUUUGUUAGAAAAGAGGAACUUGCAGUGCUGGUUGGACUGUGAAAACAAAACAUUACUGUCAGUUUUCUCAUACAUGCGUGCUAAAAGGUGGAGCUUCAGAAACUUUGCCAUUCCAGCUAAACUAAACGGUUUCUGUUACUCAGUGGUUGAUUUGGCGCGACUGUGCAACUUCAGAUGUCACUCUUUUUAGUCUAUCUAUAGACAAGUCAUUAGGAUUUUAUUAAGCAUGUUAAAAAUUGUCAACUUGUGCACCUCUCCUACUGCUGGAAAUGGGCAUUGUGAGUUUCCUCGGUUCUACACUGGACUAACUCACUGGGCUGUAAUGGUUUUUUUCCAGAUUCUAAUAUUCCCUUUCUGUGUAUUCAGCGAACACUCUUAGCUUAUUCCCAAGGUCUCUGUAUGAUUUUUUCCAUCAAUUCUUUAUCUUGUAGACCAGGCUCAAAAAUCAAAUUCUCAUCAGCGUCUUCACACAUGAAAUUUAGAAUCUCCUUUUCUGUUAAAGAGUCAUCGCUGUGAGGUUAAAAAAACCAGGUAUUCUCUUUGCUUGCACCUGGUUUAAUACUGAGGGACUUCAAAUCUGCCUGACAUAGCUUGAGACCUUCUCUCCAUGCUCUACACAUUUCAUCAUCUCCUGGAUAUGCUUUCGGGUUGUCAGGUUCUUCAUCUUCGAUAAAAAAUUGCUGCAAAUAGUCCAUAGAGCUUAAAUUCCUGAAAAUUUCUGUUAAAUUGAGAUUUCAAAAAGAGUUUAUGAGAAUAUGGUCAAAUUUUUACAGCUUUUCAAAAUACUCUUUAUUAGCAUCUAUGCAAAGUUUCCUUUUAUUUAACCAAAUAGAAAAACAAUUUUUCCAUUUGUCACCAGGAAUGUCCAAAAUUGCCUCUUUAAAUGCUUCUAACGGUGUCAUCCGGACUAUCAAUGUUCGUUCCACGCAGUUUUUCUUUGAUGGUAGGGAAAAGGAAAAAGUCACAAGGUGCCAAGUCAACUGUCAGUGCUGCAGUGUGAGCCGAUUCGUUGUCAUGGUGCCAUAGGAUCUUGCGCAAACCAGUUUUCGAACGUUUUUCUAGACAUGCAUCUAGCACUUUCGGCAUGCACUGGUUUACAUACCAAUCCAUGUUUACUGUGCGGUGAUCAUCAAGAAGAAUUGUUGCCACAUGGCCCGUUUUUCCAAAAAAAGAAGCGACCAUCUAUUUGCCGACGCUUCUGGAGCGCUUGAAUUUUUGUGGUGGCUGCUCCGCGGAAAGAUCCAGACUGACGCCUGGCGUUUCGUUUCUGGGUCAAAUUGGUAAAUCCAACUUUCAUCACCUGUGACGAUGUCAUACACAUGUUUGGAGCAAUCAUAAUAUGUCAUUGCGCGAAAAUCAUGUCUUUCAAGCUCCAUUUCGAAAAUGAAAUUUACAGGGAGAGUCCCCUCUUUUAAAAGUUUGUUUAAAGAUAUCUUUUGGUGCAAAAAGACAAGAGUUUGCAAACAACGUUUAUAAAUGUGUAGGUUUAAAAAAACCUGUAACAUUGGAUUUAUAACUUUAUAAUGUUGGAUUUGCGUUGAAUUUUGAAAAUCUCAAUAAUUUCGGAGUGACCCUCGUAAUCUUGACCACUUUCAUGCGAUCUUUGCGACCUAUAUCUUCCUGUUGACGAAAAAAGGGUGUAGAUAGUUCGAUUGUAAAUAUUGUCUAGUAGUACUUAAAUUUUUAAAUAUGCCUCUAGAUUUUUCAGAUAUGAUUCUAGGAAAUUUUUCUCACCUGGUGGCAAAAGAAUACCUAAAUUUCAACAAUAUCUGAAUUUGUGUCAGGAUAGUGUCCCUCAGUCAUCAACAUCUGGUGCAAGUCAAUAGAAAAUUGGUAAAACACCUGGCAUCAAUAUUCAGCCAGGGAUGGAUGGCUUCUGUCUUAUACAUACAAGUUUUUAUUGAAGAAUUGCUUGACUUUGUUGUCUGCUUAAAAUGUAAGGCUGGCAAGCUAGUAAUAAAAGAAGACACUUCAAAAAAGAUGUGACUAGCAUCCUUCUUCACUUUCGAGUGUAGAACAUGUGCCACUGGCUGCGAAAUGCUUACCUUUCGACGUUGUAAAGGUUCAAGCGCCUAUGAGAUCAACUACAGAAUGGUACUUGGGCUCUGGUGCAGGGGAAUCUUCCUUAAGGAGGCUCUACUGAGUUUUGAACAUGCCAAAAGAAAUGUCUGAUGAUGCUUUCAUUGAUAGUGUAACCAAAAUAAAAAGUGCACUAGAACUGGAAGCAUCAUUUAGCAUGAAAAAAGCAGCCAAGGAAAAGUAUCAUGCAAUUGGAAUCCCAGAGGAUCAAGUUGCAGAAUGCAAGGCCAUCUUUGAUGGAACAUGGCCCAAACGAGGAUACUCCUCCCUGCAAGCAGCAGUAACAACAAUUUCUGCUGUUACUGGAAAGUGCCUGGAUUAUGAGGCCCUAAACAAGGUUUGUUUUGGCUGUUCAAGAUGGCAAAAGAAAUCAGGUGGUCCUGAAAAAGAUAAUUGGAAGGCCAAUCAUAAAGGCAAAAUUAAUUUUGUUUGCUCUGCUCCUGCAUUGGAACCUGAGGGGGUGAGCCGUAUAUUUGUCUGCUCAGUAGAAACAAGGAAGCUCCAGUAUACUGGCUAUAUAGGGGAUGGAGAUUCGGAGUCAUUUUCCUCUAUAAAAGCCAGUAAGCCUUAUGUAAAAAUUGAAUGUGUAGGGCAUGUUCAAAAGCGAAAAGGAACUGCCCCUUCAGAAAGCUGAAAUUGCAGAAAUUCAAAGCAAAAUUAGCAGACAGCAAAUCAACUGGAGGAGUUGGCAGACUUACAGCUGUAAGAAUAGAUAAGCUGCAGACACACUAUUGGCUUGCCACAUGCCGCCAUAAAAACAAUAAUGAAGCCAUGAAGAAAGAGAUACUGGCAGUCUUAUGCAUCAACAGAUGAGAACCCACAGCAUCAAAACUGUUACAUGGGUCAGGGUACUUGGUGCAAAUACAACAAGGCCAUGUUACAGAAGAAACAAUUCAACCACAAUUCCGAAUUCAACAAUUCAACAACAAUUCCGAAUAAAAAUCUCUUUUUUAUGACAAACAGAGCUACUAGCUGUUCAAGAUAAUGCUUUACAAAUACUGCUUUCAUAGUGAUUUAACUGGUGGCUAAUAAUUUCAUAUGUUCAAAAAUUUAUAUUUACAUGUCUUUCUUUAGCCAACAAACAUGAUGGCAGCAGUUAUAUUGUACUGGUGUGGGGUUCUCAGAGUAACCACCCUGUUGCCUAACUGCAACAAAAAAUUCUGGUCAAAUUCUUGCGAUCAUAGAAUAAAUUUGACUUGAAAGAAACUUUCUCUAUAAAAAGAAAACAAACCUUUGCUUCUGGUAAUAAUCUUUGCACUCUUUGCUUCAGCACAAAGACUUGUCAGAAAAACCCACCUCUGAGGCAAACUUUGGAACAGGGUUGGUCAAAGUCUUGUUUGAUGGCAAAUCUAGCAACUUGGCAAGGAACCUGUAGGCAUGACUGUUGAGGAUGACCAAUCAGUGGCGCUGGCCUAUUGAGAAUGUCACCAACGGAGUCAAUCAGGUGCUCACGUUUUUGAUUGGCUUAUUUCGAUUCAAAACUGGGUAUAUUUAUUUCCUAACAUAGAGUUGUCGAUCUAUGUUCUGACGUUUUCAACUCGGAAUACUCUGUAAUGUUAUAUAUUGACUGUAGAUUCUGAACUGUAGGAUGAAUUGCCAAAGACAUCAUCAAAUACAUCUCUGAUUUGCAUUGUGCCUUGAAAUCUAUAUCAAGAUAAAAUAGUUAAAAAAAGCUUUCUUUCUGCAGACAACUUUCUUUUACAUCCAAUUGGUGGGGGUGGAUUCGGCAAAUCAAAGAUAGUGGGAAUUGUUUCUUUUAGAAGGUGGGUACGAAUAUUCUUAAAUUUUUGCAAGAAUUCUGGUUUGAAAUGCUUUUAAGCAAAUAAAAAAAUUUCUGCUCAGAUAAGAUGGCUUUUUACCCAUCAAAUACAAUCUUCUGCAACUCUGCAACCAUUUCUUACACCUAAUAAAUAAAAUAAAAUCAGGAUUUGCUUUCAUAUGUCUACAAAUUUCGCAACUAUUUUUUCAAGGGGAUGUAGGUUUUCAGUUAGUUAGAAUGCCACCUUUUCUUUGGUCAAUCAAAACGCAACCCUGCUAUUUCUUUUUUUAACGCUACAAUUGUAUUUCAUUGUAGAAAAAUUUGUUCAAUAAGGAGUGAUUUAUCAUAAAUAUAUAACCUUGGGACAUAAUGAAAACAUUUCUUGGCUUACAUACAAGUUACUGAGCUG
Rhopilema esculentum is the source of this 14535-nucleotide messenger RNA. The record is from RefSeq and is a predicted model, not a curated record. Lineage: Eukaryota; Metazoa; Cnidaria; Scyphozoa; Rhizostomeae; Rhizostomatidae.